Molecule: messenger RNA, 5608 nt
Organism: Porites evermanni
Lineage: Eukaryota; Metazoa; Cnidaria; Anthozoa; Scleractinia; Poritidae
Source: the annotation of a GenBank genome assembly
AUGGAUAGCGUUAAUGGUACGGCUUCAUUUCUUUAUGAUAGUAUGAACCCCACUCUCUAACAAUGUCCGGUGACUCUUUUACUGGCUAUGAUACAUUUUUAUACCCUCUAGAAUACAACAGCAGUCACUGCCAGACAGAUAACCAGCACUGAGGGAUCUAGAAUCAUGAAUAUUGGAUGUCAAAAAAUCAGAUUUUUUCUGAAUAUGCAGGGGUUUUGAGCUUGGUACAACUGUACAUAGUAUAGGCCAUGGCCAAAUGUGAAUAACGUUAUGAAAUUUCUUUGCUAACUUUUAUAAUCUCCGCCAUUUACUUAGCCUCCUACGCGCUGACGUUCUUACGGCUUCAUCACGCGUUUCGUCCUCACUGAACGUGGGAAAAAAGGCGUUACCAAGCCCUUAGAACGCCUACGUGGGAGGCUUAAUACCAUUUUAUUUAUCGUCAGGGGUAAAGCUCAAUUGUGACUUGGUCACGUGCAUUUUCCCGCGAUUGACGUCACCUACAUGUAUUUGCAUCGUGAACUGAUUGGUUCAUUUAAAUAUCACUUUGAAUUCUGAUUGGCCAAAAAAAUACUUUGAUUCUACGGCAGUCAGUUCAGGAAAGUAAGUUCGCGUCUUGUACUGCCAUCGCAGAAGUAAGUGGAAUAUAGCCUGACUAUAUCCUUGUAGAAAGCCGUGCAAAAGAAUGUUAGAGUCAAAAAUUAAUCCCAAUCGCAGUUUGACGUGAGUGUGAAACAGACAGAUGCUUAUUUUUUUUGUUCCAAUACGAACCUUCGUGUAGUUCUGUCCUUGUUAGCUUCCGAAUUUUAUUUGUUUUAGCUUCUAAAUGUACAGUGAUAUAAUUUAUUUCAUCCGUCUUUUCCUUUCUAUAUCCACAGCGUUGUCAAAAAUAAGAGAAAGAGGAACGAAACAAGAAAAUGUAAGCAGUUUGUAUAUUUUGCUGAUUUAGGAACAGAACGGGAGCGUCAGUUGACGACGACGCGCGCAAAUUAAUCAUAUGGCUUGACCAAUGGCAGAGCGGCCAAUUGGGCGCCGGAAGUCGUGUUUAGUCCCUUCCGCGCGCUUUCCCGUCGCAAACUGACGUUCCCGUCCUACAACUACAAGGGCGGGAUUUUAGUUAAUAGACACCCCCGAAGAGAUUCAUCUACUAUAUUUUACCAGAAAUGUUGGCACCGUCAUUUUAGUGUCUUGAAGAAGGUAAAGCCUUCGGCUGGUCGCAAAAUGAUAAAACUCUAAAAUUCGAUGACUUGUUUCCUGUCACUACGGCAUUUUUGCUACAGCCGUAAGCAGAAUGACGACAGCUAUCGCGUUUUCUCGCCAAAAUUAUGCUGGCUCUCGCUAGCAACCAUUAUUAAGAAAUCUCGUUCUCGAAGUGGUCCUCGUUUUGGAAUCUAAAAGUUUUCAAUGCGUGGUCCUGCAUAAUUUCGGUAAGCAUGGAGUGGAAAGAAGGAGAAACGUGUCAAGUUCCCUCUCCUUUCCUCUUUCCUUUCUUUUUCUUUUUCUUCCCCUUCUUCUUCUGCUUGUUUAAAUUUCUCGCCUACUGCCCACCUUACCCCCUCACCCCGGUUCCCUGUUAACAGCCCAAACACCGACCUCCAACGGUAUCAUCACGCCUAAAUCCAAGAACACCACAUUUUAGCAGAAUGUUACAGACGAAGAAAAAGAGGAGGAAACCUCAGAUGUUAGUGAAGAGCUGAGUGAAGAUAGUGAAGUUGAAGACAAAGAAGACAAUGAUCAAAGACCAGACAGCCGACAGGUGACUGGGGAUAGUAUGGCCAGUAGUUCAUCAGAGGAUAUGGAGACUAUUAGCGUUGCAGUCAAGUCACCAACUCACAGCCAGUUCUUAGCUCCUCAAGGAAUCUUUAGUGCACCUCAGUCAUCUCAAGGACAAAGGACAGCUGGUCCUUUGAUAACAGAAAUUAUUACAGGAGGAGGUAAUUAUUAAUUGCCAUUUAUUUUGAGAUCAAACGGGUAUUCUUUCUCUUAUACCGCCCUCCAGCUUUAGAUGGGUAUUCCCCCCCCCCCCCCCCCCCCCCCCCCCCCCCCCCCCCGCCCCUCUGCACGCCGCACGCCGCUCAGCCAUACGGCCUUUUGUCUCUAUCUUUGUGCCGCCCUUUUCNCCCCCCCACCCCCAGCCUAUCUAAGCGGCUGUUUAUGUGGAAGGAGGAAGACCGUACAAUUACUUUCCUUGAUCUACUGUAAUUUCGACCUCUAUUAAGCUAUUAAGCGGUCACCUCUAUUAAGCGAUCGCGGUUACCAUUUGCGAAGUAUCAAAGGGACUUUUUCUAUUGUCUUGACCUGGAUUAAAUGGUCACACGGUGUCAAUUACUUGUUCAUACAGUUUCACAUAGUAAUGUAACGCACGAGGUACAACAAUUGAUUUCCUUGUUUAUUAUGUUUAAACUAAAAUAGGAAAUAUAUGGUGCUCGAAUGAUACGUCUUCUAGGAUCUUCCUAGCGCUAGGAUCGCCCUCGCUUCAUGUAAACAGCCUCUGGAUGGAAUGUUUCCGAAACCUUUUUAAUGACAUAUAAAGGAAACACUAAUUUGGAAAUUUUAUCCUUAACGUUGUAUGAAAAUAUGUUUAACGCUUGGCUUUCUAUACGGUUUCUUUGUCAGAUAAAGAAGAGAAGCAAAGUAAAGGCGAAGGGGUGUUGAUUACCGAGCUGGAUGGUAUGUGGAGUCGUAUGUAGCUAAACGACCCAUGUGGUGUGAAUUACGUAUUUUCUCGCAUAGAUAGAAAAACAACUUGGAAUGUUCCUCUUGUGCUAAAUAGCGUCCACCACAGCUGACAUGUCGCCAAACUGGAUGUAUAAUACCCCCGAGUCGUGUAGAACGAUUCAGUUGCAGCAGAGUUUCAAAACAAAUUACGUUAUUUCUUUGGCUUUGCAUUGCUACGCUUUCUGAAUGGUUGAAAUAUGUCAAACCACUUUUUCAACCAAUCAGAAGUAAAACCACAGUAAAUAUUGACUCGCUUUCAUUCGCUUUCCCGCGCUUGGCGUCGGCGGGCUAAACAAAGUGUAUAUGCUUCGACUUCUGAUUCGUUAAUUUGGACUUCUGCGCGUACUGCGAUUGGCUAGAGUAAUAUUUAGUCGAGUUUGGUUUUAAGACACUCGCUUGAAAAUCGACCCAGAUGACUUCAGUAUGAGUAUAUGUCCGAGGGUGUUCAGGUCUCUUUCAGGGCAAAGCUCUUUGCCGCCACGUUGCUCUUAUGAAACCUCCUUUCCUGUUCCAGUUUACCUUUAGCUCCUCCAUCAGUUACUUUCCGGGUGGUCAUCUCGCGUCCUUCACCCAACUCGGGAUCGCGCCUGCAUUGAGCUACGCCGUCAGCUGUAAAUGUGGUGGACUGAUCAUCUGGACAAAGGCCACCUAUUUUCAUGCUAGCAAAACUUUUCCAUUUCCGUCUCACGUCUUCCGUCAUCCUAAAUGCUUUGUUUCGUCGGCGACCUGUUCUUUGUCGAAGCGGCUGUUAACGUUUUAAUUUGACAAUUUUUCCGAACUUGUUAUUCUCGUCCCAGGGCCAGUCGUUUCCUUUGCUCGGGAAAAUGGCCGAGUGGCUCUGGAGACGAGAAUGGGAGUUGCCGGAUACAAGAUGAUAGAAUUCGUAUUUACUUUUUUUUCUCUAAUUUUUGUUGCCUUAUUUUAUUUUUUUUAGACGACGAUAUUGAAACAAUAACACUGCGCGAGGUACCUACAGAACAUACCUCGAAGGGAUUUCUAGAUCUACAAGAGGUUGGUAGACUUAUUAGCUGGAGAAUUUUUCUCUCAUUCUUAUUCUUUUCUCUCUUCCUUAUCAUGUACUUAACGCAUUAUAUCUAUCCGAGAAUGAGAAAAGGAAUUUGCUGGAGCAUUGAAAGAUUUGAUGCAAAACCCGACAAUUGAAUUACAAGACAAGUCAGUCAGUCCAUCCGUGUGUAAUUUUGAGUCAUUCACCAAGAGAACUUUAGUCAAUCCCUGUUAAUACGGAGACCAGGGGCCCGUUUUUCGAAAGGCCCGGUAACUUUGCGGGUCCGGAGGCAUGAAAUUUUUGAAUUAAGACCUGUUGAAUAGUAGCACAGUUCCUAGCUCGCAAACCGGCAAAUUUUGCUUCGUUAAUUGAUAGUGACAUUGUAUCAUUUUCAAAAUUAUUGAAACUUCGAUUUUAAAUGCAAACACGACAACCAUAAAACAUGUUUUCGGGCCGGAAAAGUUGUCGGGGCUUUCGAGAAACGCGCCCCAGGAGGCCAUAUAUUAGCGGGGUGUUAGUAUUAAGCGGGUUGAAUUUAGAGAAAAUGUGAGGGCUUUCUUUCCCCAGGGAUGAAGCAAACUUAACAUAGUAACGAGGUGUCCGUAUUAAGCGGGUGACUGUCCGCAAAAGUGGGGUUUGACUGUAAUCCGUAACUAAUCCCUUUUGAAACUGAAACCACUAAAACCCGCAGCCUCGUUCCCAGUCGUCCUUGGCGACUUCUUAUGUGACGUCACCUGUAGGUUCCAAGCCUCCUUUGGUUACACGAAUAGGGCGCACUGGCCGGGGCCUGGGUACAGACACUAUCUCGUUAUUUUUAAACGACAAAUAUUAGAUACAUAAUAUUUUACAGUUUCAAACUCUUCUGCAAGAAUACAGUGUUACAAUGUGACGACCACUUUUUGUAGGAUCUGCCUGAGCUCGAGGAAGUAGACGUGGAGGACCCUUUGUUCAUUCGCAGCUUAAAGUCAUCUCGUGCGGGGGUAAGUGUUUUACCUUUUUUUACUAGCUUGCGGCCAAGAAGUCAAUGAAGUUGUCAAUCAAAUUUUCGGCCUUUAUUGCCAUGAGUAACCGCUGAACGACCCGCCGCCAUUUUUUCCUGGUUUGUCCCUAGUCCCAGGAUCUACCCAGCGAAAGCAGUUUACAUGGUGCUAGGAAGUUCCUCAAGCAAGGAUCUUCCAGCUGGGAAGAUCCUAGUGCUUGGGACAAGUACAACCCCUUUGCAUGUAAACUGAAUACAGAAUACAUAUGGCGCUAGUAUGAUCCGCCUCUUUAGGAUCUUCCUGGUGCUAGGAUCUUCUUCCCUCCAUGUAAACAGCCCCUACCAUUUGACAAUUUGAAGGACAUGAAAUAAGAGCGGUGAAUUUUAAAACCGCAUGAAUUAAGCUCCUUAUUGACUUGUGUUUCAACUGUUAGGGAAAACCGCUGAUCGAGGAACUAGAUGAUGAUACAGAGAAAACAAAAAGACCACUUAUUCAGGAAUGCAGAGUACCCAACAUCUCUACCAGUGGCGAAGCGUUGAUCGCGCAUGAACGAAGACCAGUGAUUGAAGAAAUAAACGAAAGGUUUUGUCACUUUGGUCACUUAGCUGAUAAACCUGUCAGGCCUCUUAUUGAAGAACUUGGCGAAAAAGAAGACAUUAAGAAGGUUGAUUCAAAAGCUUCGAUUAUAGAGGUGUCACGUGACCCGUUAGAACAAGAGGAUACCACUGCUGAACAAGAAGAGCUCGGGAUCAACACCGCUGGUCAAGGAAGUGCUUGUUGGGAAACACUCCAAAAACUCGCAGAACAAGUGGGGUCAACAGUAGACCGAGAACCAAUUAAUAUAGCAAAAGAGAAGAGGGAUUUUGUCAAAAGAAUGCAGCAUACGAAUCUGGGAGACUUGGACUGA